This is a messenger RNA of Dacryopinax primogenitus, 692 nucleotides long. Its product is annotated as NADH dehydrogenase Fe-S protein 7. NCBI's taxonomy places the organism in Eukaryota, Fungi, Basidiomycota, Dacrymycetes, Dacrymycetales, Dacrymycetaceae. Gene Ontology annotation, biological process: electron transport coupled proton transport; mitochondrial respiratory chain complex I assembly; aerobic respiration. Gene Ontology annotation, molecular function: NADH dehydrogenase (ubiquinone) activity; 4 iron, 4 sulfur cluster binding; quinone binding. The transcript is spliced from 7 exons. Bases 1 to 567 code for a protein of 188 amino acids. The record is from RefSeq and is a predicted model, not a curated record.
AUGCCUUUGGGAGAGACUGUGUCUAGCCCUCCCUUCUCCACUGGCAUAGAUAUUGCUCAACGGGGGAGCAACCAGUCCAGUCUGGAAAAGCCAAGAAACAGUGCAGAAUGGGUUUUGUCUACCCUGGACAAGAUCGCCAACUGGGCCCGUGUUGGGUCGACAUAUCCGAUGACGUUUGGACUUGCAUGUUGUGGUGUGGAGAUGAUGCAUAUUGCCGGACCUCGCUAUGACCAGGAUCGGUUUGGCUUCAUGUUCCGUGCGAGUCCACGGCAAACCGAGGUCAUGAUCAUCUCUGGGACAUUGACGAACAAGAUGGCGCCAUCGUUGAGGAAGCUUUAUGACCAGAUGCCGGAGCCGAAGUGGGUCAUCUCCAUGGGAUCAUGCGCAAAUGGAGGAGGGUAUUACCAUUAUUCGUACUCGGUGGUCAGAGGAUGUGAUCGUAUUGUCCCAGUUGACAUCUACGUGCCGGGGUGCCCACCUUCGGCUGAGGCAUUGUUGUAUGGUCUGGCACAGCUGCACCGGAAGAUGAGAAAAUCCAGGAAAGCAACAUUGUGGUACCGUCGGUGACACAGAGCAAGGAUGAUCAGCUUUCAGUUUCAUAUUAUCAUUCGAGAACAGCUUUCGAACCAUCUGUAUAACAUAUUUUUGCCCACGCCCAGGUAUCCUCAUGUCCAUUUCUAAGUACUAAACCG